CACAACCGGAAACAGAAUCACGCUGCUCGCACCCCUCCGACCAAUAGGAUUGUGCAAAGCGUCCUAAGCGGAUGUCACAUCCGGUCUGAACAGCCGGCAGGAUUGAAGGAAGAAUCUGGAGUAUCCCCCUACUUGUGUCGUUUGUCUUUAAACACUUUUGACUUGAUUUUGUUCGUGCAGACACAAUGACUUUCGAUGUGCGGAGGUUCGAUAUCUACAGGAAAGUGCCCAAAGAUCUUACCCAGCCCACCUAUACUGGAGCUUUCAUUUCAAUAUGCUGCUGCAUCUUCAUGUUGUUCCUCUUUCUCUCAGAACUGACGGGAUUCAUCGCUACAGAAAUAGUAAAUGAACUGUAUGUGGAUGACCCCGAUAAGGACAGUGGGGGGAAGAUAGAUGUGAGUUUAAACAUCAGUUUGCCAAACUUACACUGUGAUUUGGUGGGUUUGGACAUCCAGGAUGAGAUGGGGCGGCAUGAAGUGGGCCACAUAGAGAAUUCAAUGAAAGUGCCUCUAAACAAUGGUCACGGGUGCCGCUUUGAAGGGGAGUUCAGUAUUAAUAAAGUUCCAGGAAACUUUCAUGUGUCAACACACAGUGCGACUGCUCAGCCUCAGAGCCCUGAUAUGACCCACAUCAUCCACAAACUCGCCUUUGGGGAGAAGCUUCAGGUGCAGCAUGUCCAGGGGGCUUUUAAUGCAUUGGGUGGAGCCAACAAACUUCAGUCCAAUGCUUUAGCAUCUCACGAUUACAUUCUCAAGAUCGUCCCUACAGUUUAUGAGGACCUGGGAGGGAAGCAGAGAUUUUCCUACCAGUACACCGUGGCAAACAAGGAGUAUGUGGCAUACAGCCAUACGGGACGCAUCAUCCCCGCAAUAUGGUUUCGCUAUGACCUGAGUCCAAUCACAGUGAAAUACACAGAGAGGAGACAGCCGUUCUACCGCUUCAUCACUACUAUUUGCGCUAUCAUCGGCGGGACGUUCACAGUGGCCGGCAUCAUUGACUCCUGCAUAUUCACGGCCUCUGAAGCCUGGAAGAAAAUCCAGAUUGGGAAAAUGUCAUGAGUACUCAUAACUACGUACCAUGCCUUUUAUUUAUGCCAGCCAAACCUCUGAACACCCGUCAUUACACCCUGUUAUUAUGACCCACACUAACUGGAAAACAGUUCAAUUCUCCGUGUGCUCAUUUGACUGGUUUUCAUCUCUAAACAUUUAAUAUAAUGAAUUUACAGGGAUUUCAUUUUGAGCAUGUAGGUGGUUUCCUUACUUCGCUGCCAUAUUAAUUCACCCAAAACUUUCAUAGAACUGAUGUGGAAAGAACCUGUCUCACUCAUUGGAAGGAUGCCAGGAUUUUCUCUUUCAGAUACAUGUGACGGAGAUGUGUAAGUGUAUAGUGUUACAUACAAGGCAUAGUGUCACUUUGAUCGGUUAUAGUGAAAGAGUUUAAAUAGAAUUCCCCUUAAAGAGAAAUAAUCACUGAAUUGAUUCAGUAUGUACCUUCAUAGCAACUGAGCGUUUGAUAUGAUAGGCUUAACCUGUCAAAGAGCAUGUCUUGUUCGAUUUUUGGGGUCAUAUUGCGCCUCAAAAUGAAAUGGACAGAAAUGAUUUGCAUCGUGAUUUAUUUGCAUGACAGUUAAAACCAUUUCUCCCGAUUCUCAUUACAUUAUACAAAUAAUUAUGUAUUAUUUAUAGUGAGUUUGCACAUCAUAGUAGUAUUUGUUUUGUUUUUUUGCCUUUAAUAUGCAGAUUUAAAUGAUUUUACUGUAUUUUUACAGUAUUGUAUUACACUAAUGGGAAUUAUUCAUUGAAAUUUAUGUCCAGAUGUAUUAUGGUAAUGAGAGUUUGGGGUUAAAUGGGAUUAAUUAUCAUGAAAAUGUCACAAGCCGAACAAUUUUAAUGUUUCUAAAAUCGGCUUGAUUUUCUUAUUUCUUUGGGGGUGAACUGUGAGCUGUAUGUAUUUCAUGAGAUGAACCUGUAUGUUUUUAAAGAAGCGGAUGCUGGUUUUAUUUGGGUUUAAUUAAGUAAUGUGUAUUCCCAGAUUGUCUUUCCAUGUUACAUUUUGGUUAUCUUGCACUCUGAUGUCAUUCUGGUUGUAGACCUGUAUUUUAUUUUGAUUGUUUGAUUGAAGGGAAAUUAUGAAUGUCGUCUUUUUUAACUAAAAGACUCUUGAAGGAAAGCUUUUUGUUUAUUUCCGUGUCUCUAAAUGUACUUUGUGGCUUAACGGUACUUUUUAUUUCCUCAGUCCAUAAUGGUUAACCUUUUAUUGUUUUGAAGAUUAGGCUGGAACUGUGUUGUUUACGUCUUGUCAAGCGUUCCCUCUCAAAUCAACACUACUGUAAAGAGGCUGAAUAAUUUCCUGUCAGUGUUUUGACCAUGCUCUAAAAUCUGGUUGCACUGGUUACACAGGACUGUUCCGCAUGAACGCAAGCUACGCGUCAAAUGUGUGAUGCAUCGUAGCCACAAGUUGACAUGGCAACAGAAGUGUAUUUUCACUACAUUUAAUGAGAUCAAAAACCACAACCUACUUUUCAGCUUUGUGGCUCAAACUGCUUUGAUACAUCAUGAUCUUUUCGAACAUUUGAAAGUUAAUUUUUUAGUCAAACUUUAAUCAAACAAACCGUGACUGAGUUUCCGUGCUCGUUUCAGCAGAUCUAAUUUAGCCCUACUUAAUCAAAUGGACAUCAUCAUCUGGGCUACGCCACUUUAUUCUGUCUUUGUUUACCAUGGUUAGAAUAAACCACAGCGACA
This is a messenger RNA of Onychostoma macrolepis, 2741 nucleotides long. It is a transcript of the gene ergic1, whose product is annotated as endoplasmic reticulum-golgi intermediate compartment 1. Bases 186 to 1058 code for a protein of 290 amino acids. The record is from RefSeq and is a predicted model, not a curated record. Gene Ontology annotation, biological process: retrograde vesicle-mediated transport, Golgi to endoplasmic reticulum; endoplasmic reticulum to Golgi vesicle-mediated transport. NCBI's taxonomy places the organism in Eukaryota, Metazoa, Chordata, Actinopteri, Cypriniformes, Cyprinidae. The transcript has 10 exons. Gene Ontology annotation, cellular component: Golgi membrane; endoplasmic reticulum; endoplasmic reticulum membrane.